Molecule: messenger RNA, 211 nt
Organism: Entrophospora candida
Lineage: Eukaryota; Fungi; Glomeromycota; Glomeromycetes; Entrophosporales; Entrophosporaceae
Source: the annotation of a GenBank genome assembly
AGAACUUACAGAUUUUGAGCAUGGUGCUAUCUAUGGAUUAUGGAAAGGUAAAAGACAUACAAUAAGAGAAAUAGCAGAAGUUUUAGGAAUCCCCAAAUCUACUAUUUCUGAUAAUAUUGCUAAGUAUAAAAAUUUGUCAUUUACUACUAAACUGUGUACUGGAAGGCCCCAGAUUUUGGAUGAAUAUGACAAAAGAGAAAUUGUAAAAAUU